CAAGCUGAAAGUAAAAAGAACUUUCCAAAAUUUCCAAAUCCCAAAUUCUUCCAAUGGCCAAAAAUGAUCAUUCAACAGUCCAAAACCAAAUUGCUAGUAUUCAAGAAACACAUGAAGUAACUGUGGUGAUGGUUCCCCUUCCUUUACAAGGUCAUCUCAACCAACUCCUGCAUCUCUCCCGCCUCAUCUCCUCGUACAAUAUACCCGUUCACUAUGUUGGCACGGCCACUCAUACUCGCCAAGCAAAGGUCCGAGUCCAAGGUUGGGAUCCUCUUGCUAUUUCCAACAUCCAUUUCCACGAAUUUUCCACCCCUUCUUAUGAAGCUCCUCCUCCCGACCCAAACGCCCCAACAAAAUUUCCCACUCAACUCAUCCCAGUGUUGAAUGCAUCCGUCAAACUCCGGGAGCCAGUUUACGCACUUCUGCAACAACUUUCUAGCACAACGAGAAGAUUGGUUGUUAUUUGUGACUCUGUUACGCCAUAUGUCAUCAAGGAUGUGGGUUUAAUACCGAAUGCAGAGUCCUACACGUUUAUAAGUAUCUCAGCCUUCGCUAUUUACACGUUUUCUUGGGAACAAGAAGGGAAACCUAGAGUAUUUGAACCUGAAAUACUUGAAGCACUCGAAAGUCUUCCAUCACAUGAAAGUUCUUUACCUCAGGAGGUGACAGAUUUCUUAAAAUUGCAAAAGGAAUCCGUGCCAAUUAUCUCUGGCGAUCUGUACAACACAUGCAGGUUUAUAGAGGGUCCGUACCUUGAUCUUCUUGCAAAAGCCAAAACUGCCGAUUCCCACAAGCAAUGGGCUGUUGGUCCCUUCAAUCCAGUUGAGAUCAAUGGGCAGAAAAACACAGAACAGAGACACUAUUGCCUGGAGUGGCUUGACAAACAAGGCCCAAACUCGGUCAUUUUUGUUUGCUUUGGUUCGAAUACUUCAGUAUCACACGAGGAAGCCGGGCAGAUCGCUAUUGGAUUAGAGAAAAGCGGGCAAAAGUUCAUAUGGAUACUGAAGGAUGGAGAUCAAGGAGAUAUCUUCAAGGGAGAAGUUAGGAGAGUUCAGUUGCCCGGAGGAUUCGAAGAAAGAACUGAAGGAAGAGGAAUAAUUGUGAGGGAUUGGGCACCCCAACUGGAGAUUCUUGGACAUUCAUCAACAGGUGGAUUCAUGAGUCACUGCGGAUGGAACUCGUGUAUGGAAAGCAUUAGCAUGGGAGUGCCCGUGGCAGCAUGGCCUAUGCAUUCUGAGCAGCCCAGAAACGCAAUAAUACUGGAAAAGGUGCUGAAGAUUGGUCUAUCAGUAAGGGACUGGUCUCGGCGGGACGAACUUGUGACAUCCAUGGCUGUUGAAAAUGCUGUGAGAAGAUUGAUGGAUUCAGCUGAAGGAGAAGAGAUGAGGCAAAGGGCAAAAGAAUUGAGCAAAGCAGUAAAGGAUUCUGUUAUGGAAGGCGGUACUAGUCGCUUGGAGAUGGAUUCUUUCAUUGCUCAUAUUCGUAGGUAGAUUUUCUGUUCAGCCAAACAAAAUAAUUAUGUUCUUUAAUCAGGAGAAAUUCUGAUUAAUAAGGACUGUAACUUCUUGAGUUAGAUUAAGUGCAAUGAUAUCUUAAUUAGACUGCAGAAGAUCAGCUUUCUAACAGUAUUUCCAUUAAUUAAACACUUGGCUCUCCUGUUGCGAUA
Messenger RNA from Coffea eugenioides, 1666 nucleotides. RefSeq names its product zeatin O-glucosyltransferase-like. Lineage: Eukaryota; Viridiplantae; Streptophyta; Magnoliopsida; Gentianales; Rubiaceae. The record is from RefSeq and is a predicted model, not a curated record. The transcript has a single exon. Bases 54 to 1490 code for a protein of 478 amino acids. Gene Ontology annotation, molecular function: UDP-glycosyltransferase activity.